Messenger RNA from Symbiodinium sp. CCMP2456, 582 nucleotides. NCBI's taxonomy places the organism in Eukaryota, Dinophyceae, Suessiales, Symbiodiniaceae. The record is from the annotation of a GenBank genome assembly.
GUGGUUGAGAGAGGGCGUGGAUCAGGACCCGAGCAGACAGGCAAAGAUACAGGCGUAUGAAGAGGCACAGGUCUCCCCGUCCGCCGCAGCCCGGAACCUGGCUCUGCCCCCACGGCGUGGUGGACGUAGCCUUCGGCUGGUAUCCUUCAACGUCCACUUUCAUAGGGACUGCCGGAUGAAGCCGAGUAUGGCUCGCAUCCUGGAGGCCAUUGAGAAGUUGGAUGCCGACGUCAUCGCGCUCCAGGAGGUUGGAAUACCGGACGGCCUCGGCGAGAGUGGAAGGUGGUCGGCGAAGGAUGGCGAGCUCACCCCUAAGAAGGUCGGAUCUCCACCUGAUGCGGCCGACGCGGCGUCGCUCGUUGAGGCGAUGUCGAGGCAGCUUUUCGACAGCACGGGGGUCGCUUUGGGUUCCGCCAAGACCAAGGAGGACGGCGCUGUCCUCCUGAAGCAUCUUUCCGACUUGGGCUACCGUGAAGGUGUUUACUCGCCGGCGUUUCGAAGCGGCAUCGCCGGUUUCACCUGUGGAAAUGCCGUGCUCUCGCGCUAUCCGCUGGAGCAAGCGACCACUGUUAUGCUAGACAG